This is a messenger RNA of Babesia ovata, 276 nucleotides long. Its product is annotated as CRIPT, putative. Bases 1 to 276 code for a protein of 91 amino acids. Gene Ontology annotation, biological process: cytoplasmic microtubule organization. NCBI's taxonomy places the organism in Eukaryota, Apicomplexa, Aconoidasida, Piroplasmida, Babesiidae. Gene Ontology annotation, molecular function: microtubule binding. The transcript has 4 exons. The record is from RefSeq and is a predicted model, not a curated record.
AUGCCUUGCGCUAAAUGCGAAAAGAAGUUAUGCAAGCUCGCUACGCCAGACACUAAGCGCGACGGCAACCGUUGCGCCGUGGGCGUGAACAAGCUCGUUGAGAAGCGUGUAAAAAAGGACAAGAUGGAGCCAAACAAGAAUCAGUGCAAGAAUUGCAAGGCCUUCCUACACAUCAAGGGCAAGUACUGCAACGUGUGCGCGUACAAGCAGGGAAGGUGCCAUCUGUGCGGUAAGAAGAUGGUCGACGUGUCCAGGCACCUGAUGUCUGUCGUAUGA